Dermacentor albipictus is the source of this 7091-nucleotide messenger RNA. Lineage: Eukaryota; Metazoa; Arthropoda; Arachnida; Ixodida; Ixodidae. The record is from RefSeq and is a predicted model, not a curated record.
CGUCCACCUCUCACGCCAUGGCGCCUACGGCGUCAUGGACUCCCUCGAAGGCCCACGUCUUCGAUGUUGUUGUCCCUACGGGGAAUGGUCCCGAGACCGUCGUCGACGCGACGGCCUCAAUAGUUGGCCUCUCUGAGGUCUACUGCGUUCAGCACAUGGGAGGCCUCAACUUCCAAGUCACCGUCAAGAGCAUGGCUUCCAUGACUCUAAUCGUCGAUGCUGGCUGCCUCGUCAUCGGUGGCGAGCGUUGUCCCGUCGUUCCCGUUGGCCCGCAGGUAACCAACGUAACCUGCCUCUUUUUGCCGUCCUUCGUUCCGAACGAAGUCCUCGUCGAGGCACUAUCACCAUACGGCAAGGUUCUGUCUGUCAAUGCCGGUCUCAUGAGCGGACGACGUGGCGUGCUCACGGGCACACGUUUCGUGCGUAUGGAGAUGAGUGCCACAACCCCGGUCCCGAAUUAUCUGCGAGUCUCUGGUCAUCGUGUGACAUUUGACUACCGCGGCUUGCAACGCGUGUGUCGUCGGUGCGGUUCCAGCGACCACUAUCGUGCACAGUGCACCGCAGCGUUCUGUGGCCGUUGUGGCGUCCAUGGCCACGAAAGCGACGGGUGUGACCGUCCUUGUCGGCGUUGCGGGGAUAGUCACCCCACGGUCGCGUGCCCUGUGCGGCGUUCAUACUCAGACGCUGCUACUGGAGCCUUUCCACCCUUACCGCCGGCGUCAGCUGCGGUUGCGACUGCGCGUGAGGCCAUAACCAAAAAAAUUGCACUGACACCGCAAGAACUAGCGUCAAGAAAUGAAAAAGAAGAGGCAUGCAGCUCGAGAAGUCCCAGCGCGUCAUGUUCGCCGGCCUCCUCUACUGAAAAAGAAGACCGUGACGUGGCGGAUCGCAACACGCCAUGUUCGCUGGCCUCCCAAGCAGCGAAGGACACGCGUGCUGUGGCCGAAAGCGCCUCCACUUCUGCUGCUACCAUCACUUCUCCUGAUCCCAGCAAAGUUUUGAACGCGGAUAAAGCGCCUGACCCUGCGAUCGCUGUAGUCGAUGUACCCACGAAGUCUGCUGCAGCUUCAUCCGCCUCAGUUGCAUCUCCUACAGCGGCGUUGCCAUUGCAUCUGGGUGGGCCCCCGGCUGCCGAGGUUGUCGGCGUCGAUGAAAUCAAUCCCGCCGUCCUACCGCUACCGACAUCAUCCUCAUCAGAAAACAGCUUCAGCCUCGGAGUUGAUAGCAGCGUUGGACUGUCGCCAAGCCUGGAUGAACUCGACAUAGAAAUGGCGGCCCCACGAGACGUAAAGCGCGCUCAUGCGUCAGCCUCUGGCUCGGACGGCGGCCCCGAUCGCCGUGCCGAGUUACAGCGGCCCAAAAAACCUCGGCCUUCUUCGAGAGGGUCGAAGAAGUGACGCGUGGACUGCUUAACCCCUGGACUUGUUCCCGGGGCGCCGACUUGAACAACACGACCAGGUCAGUUUGGUGAUACAUCUAAAUAAUUAUGGCUGACAUCUUGAAGAUUAUUUCAUUAAAUGCACAAGGGUUCUGAAGUCCUGUAAAACAAGCCGAAAUUAUCAGCGUGGCCCACGCAAAACAGUGUGACAUACUGUGUUUACAAGAAACAAAUUUUUUCACCAUUGGACAUGUCCUUACUUUCAAACGCACUUUUAACCUAGACUGUUUCUUCUCCUUCGCUACAUCACGAUCUAGCGGAGUUGGUAUUAUUAUUCUCAACAGAGCUCUCUUGCGAGAUCAUCAUGUCUUUUAUGAUGGGACUGGGCGAAUAUUGGCAUUUGAUUGUGUACUAUCCUCAUUUAGGUUACGGAUUUUGUGCAUAUAUGGACCCGCGCAGGCCAUUAAGUCCAAUGAUUUCUUCCGUGACCUGGACGUGUAUUUCCUUGACGGCCGUCACGUGGUGCUCGUUGGGGAUUUUAACUGCGUCUUAGACACGCGAGCAGAUGUGCAGGGCCCGGGCUGGGGUCGCCCUGAUUGGAACGCACGGGAGUUGCGUCGCCUCGUCCAGCAUUUUUCGUUGCUAGAUACAUAUCAACUUUUUCAUGGUUCUUUAUUUGCCUGGACCUGGCGACGCGGUGCGUCGUCAAGCAGGUUAGACCGUGCCUAUGUGCCAAGCAGUUUAGCUCAGUAUGUCACCCAGUCUGAUGUGAUAACGUUACCUUCAUCCCCUGUUUACAUUUCCGAUCACAAACCAGUAAUACUUGAAAUUCGCUUCCCUGCUUCCUCAUCAGUAAAACCCUGGCGUCUAGACAUGCGCGUUCUACAUGACGCGCGCUCGCGCUCUUGUUUGUCACGAGUUUAGGGCGCCUCUGUUUCUAGAUCUGACCGAGAGUCAUGGGAUGCGCUCAAGGUGCAGUGGCGUCUACACUGUUCAGUUGAAGGACGUGCACCCAGACGACGUAUGUCAGAGGAACUGGCGGAUACUGCCACGAAGCUCCGCAUCGCCCUUCGGGUCAAUCAACUGACUCCGUUGAUGCGGUCCUGGCAGCGUGAGCUACGGAGGCGUUUCCAACGCCUCAUCGCGGCGUCGUCUUUGUCAGCUGCUGCUUGGCGAUGCAGACGUAAUCCGUGUGCGCACCCCGAAGUUCUGCGCUUUUCAAGAAACUCGCUUUUUAGACAACCGAAUGCAUUCGGUUCUGCGGCCCCAAGAGCACUUCCUGUUACACCACCUCCCACACGUGAUUAUUCGCUAUUUGUAACGCAUUUUGAAAACAUGGCGCGUACGACCAUGCAAAUAGAUUCUGGCUCUCAAGGACUUCACACUUUGCUUAGUGGGCUGCCUCAGGUUCCACCUGAGGUAGCUAACCGUCUUUGUGCACGACCAUCAGCCGAGGAAGUGAAAGCAGCAUUAUCUUCUAUGAAGCGUGGCUCGGCCCCAGGGCCGGACGGAUUACCCGUGGAGUUUUAUCUAACGUUCUGGGAAGAUAUUGGUGCCACUUUCGUAUCGGUUAUCAGCCAAUGCUUUGAGAACUUUGAUUUCCCGUUUAGUUUUCGGGACGGUCGUAUUGUGCUGAUACCUAAGCACGAUCCGUCAUCAGUUCGUCCAGAGGAAUGGAGGCCAAUCACGCUUCUCAACGUUGACUACAAAACCUUCACAGCUGUUCUCACCCGUCGCUUGAGAAGCCUGAUGCCUUCCCUAAUAGGACACCAUCAGGCAUGCUCAGUCCCUGGCAGAGAGAUACACAGUCUUUCGUUCGUUACUCGUGACAUAAUGACAUACACGCUGACCAGGUCGGCACGUGGUCUCUUAGUUUCACUGGAUCAAGAAAAGGCAUUCGAUCGCCUUGAACAUAACUACAUUUUUAAUGUACUGACCUCGUUCGGCUUCUCGUCAAAUUUUGUUGAACUUAUUAGGAAUACCUAUUCAAAUAUCCGAAGUACAUUGUUCCUUGAUGGUCGAGAAAGUGCACCGUUUCCCGUUACUCGUGGCGUUCGCCAAGGGUGCCCUCUAUCCCCAGUACUUUUUGUGCUCAGCCUUGAACCAUUUCUGCGCUCAAUAGUGAGAGACCCUUACGUAUGCGGUCUCCCACUGCCUGGUAGCGGUGUUGUGAAGGUGACAGCCUUCGCCGAUGACAUCACAUUAUAUCUCAGGAAUGAAGAUAGCUUAACCCGUAGCCUUCGAAUUUUCACUGAGUACGGAAAUAUUUCAGGUGCUGCGCUAAAUUUUUCAAAAUGUCGUUAUUUGUUCAUUGGUUCACCACAGACACGCCUAAGUCCCCUUUUCCGUCUUCAAAAGAGCAAUUCUCUUCGCAUUUUAGGCCUUGACUACACCUCUAAUGGCAUAUCAGACUCUGUGUGGCUGUCAAUUCAUGAAGAUGUAAGGCGAAAUAUUGAAGAUGUUCAAGGUUACGAUUUACCCCUAUCAGAAAGAAGGUACUUAGCGCAGUCUGUAUUUUGCGGCCGAGUGUGGUACGUUUGUCACGUCGUACAGCCACCAUUACGGGUUACUAGGUCCUUGCAGUCCCUUCUUGGUGCCUUCUUCUGGUCGGGCCGUACAAAACUACUCUGUCGUGCGGCGCUUGGGCAACCACGCUCUCGCGGUGGGUUCGCCUUCCCAUCCGUGUCUGUCCGCUGCCGGCUGCUUGCUCUGCGAUUUCUGCUCCGUCUAUUACAGCAUGAUCAGUGUCCAGCGCGUGAACUCGCUUGCUAUUUCCUUGGCACGAAAAUUCGCUACAUGUUACCGGGCGUACACUUAAAUCGCGGCCCACAAGUGUUAAACGCACCUGCAUUUUACUGUACGUCCGUGGCAUUUUAUCGCCACAUACAACAGGUAUGUCCUGAUGUAGACGUUCUCCAAAACCGCGUAGUAGAUACUAUGUCAGCCUUACUGCUUCCUCUAGUUCCCCCAGCGCGCCUCGCACGUUCCAAUAAUGUGUCGUGGGAUGCGAUAACGGCGUCAUUUUUGCCUGGCCACCUACGCGACUUCAUGUGGCGUCUAGGGUGGCAAGUGCUUCCAACUCGGGACAGGCUUGAGCGGUGGGGCGUUGUCCCAUCUUCGCAGUGUCCCAAUUGCCCCCUUCAAGAAUCCAAUAAACAUGUACUGCUGCAAUGCGUCGUUGCCAGGAUAUUUUGGAGGGCCGUGCAUACUGGAUUUCGUGGCCUUGGAGUUAACCGCUUUAUUACAUCUGGUCGCUGCUCACGUGGCCGCUUCGCGCAACUUUUAAUUGCUGCGGGGGCCUUCUGUCUAUGGCGUAACCGGUGCGAGGCAGUUGCCAUGGGACGUCGUCACCGGGCUCUGUUUCCACUUAUGGGGAGGCUCUACUCUGAGCUACUGUCGUUUCUGUCGGAAGAGUUGUUCUUCCUUGGAGAAGAAGAGUUCCUUCGACAGUGGUCAUGUCGUUUCCUGUCGGUGGCUGAUGGACGCGUAUGGCUGAAUUCUCGUCCAGCCUGGUUCUUGUAGCCAGCCCAUCAGAAUUAUUCAUUUAAUGCACAUAGAAUGCAGGUGCCCGUGAUUUCUUUGUGUGUGUCCUCUCGUAUACAUGAUCAUUUUUGUAUAUACACAUCUCGUGCACAUCACUUCAAAAUUGUGUAAAGUGUUCUAUCACAUCAUUGUAUAUAACCAUUGUGUACACUGUAUAUACUGAAAAUCAUUUUGUACAUGUGGCAUUUAGUUUAUGUGUAACUGUGCCUUUCCGUGGGUGUAUACGUGUUUAUAUGUUGGUGCGUGAUGACUCGGACACUACUUACGUUGACAACGCGAUGUGUUUCGUUUCUUACAUGUUAUCGUCCGGGUGGAAUUGUGCCGUGAUUAUGACUCAGUAUUCGUAUCGUCUCUUGUCGAAAUAAACUUUUUCUAAACACAGAAGAAGAAGAAGUGUCUACCGACGCCCCUGCGUGUUCCACGUCGGGGACGUCCACCUCUCACGCCAUGGCGCCUACAGCGUCAUGGACUCCCUCGAAGGCCCACGUCUUCGAUGUUGUUGUCCCUACGGGGAAUGGUCCCGAGACCGUCGUCGACGCGACGGCCUCAAUAGUUGGCCUCUCUGAGGUCUACUGCGUUCAGCACAUGGGAGGCCUGAACUUCCAAGUCACUGUCAAGAGCACGGCUUCCAUGACUCUAAUCGUCGAUGCUGGCUGCCUCGUCAUCGGUGGCGAGCGUUGUCCCGUCGUUCCCGUUGGCCCGCAGGUAACCAACGUAACCUGCCUCUUUUUGCCGUCCUUCGUUCCGAACGAAGUCCUCGUCCAGGCACUAUCACCAUACGGCAAGGUUCUGUCUGUCAGCGCUGGUCUCAUGAGCGGACGACGUGGCGUGCUCACGGGCACACGUUUCGUGCGUAUGGAGAUGAGUGCCACAACCCCGGUCCCAAAUUAUCUGCGAGUCUCUGGUCAUCGUGUGACAUUUGACUACCGCGGCUUGCAACGCGUGUGUCGUCGGUGCGGUUCCAGCGACCACUAUCGUGCACAGUGCACCGCAGCGUUCUGUGGCCGUUGUGGCGUCCAUGGCCACGAAAGCGACGGGUGUGACCGUCCUUGUCGGCGUUGCGGGGAUAGUCACCCCACGGUCGCGUGCCCUGUGCGGCGUUCAUACUCAGACGCUGCUACUGGAGCCUUUCCACCCUUACCGCCGGCGUCAGCUGCGGUUGCGACUGCGCGUGAGGCCAUAACCAAAAAAAUUGCACUGACACCGCAAGAACUAGCGUCAAGAAAUGAAAAAGAAGAGGCAUGCAGCUCGAGAAGUCCCAGCGCGUCAUGUUCGCCGGCCUCCUCUACUGAAAAAGAAGACCGUGACGUGGCGGAUCGCAACACGCCAUGUUCGCUGGCCUCCCAAGCAGCGAAGGACACGCGUGCUGUGGCCGAAAGCGCCUCCACUUCUGCUGCUACCAUCACUUCUCCUGAUCCCAGCAAAGUUUUGAACGCGGAUAAAGCGCCUGACCCUGCGAUCGCUGUAGUCGAUGUACCCACGAAGUCUGCUGCAGCUUCAUCCGCCUCAGUUGCAUCUCCUACAGCGGCGUUGCCAUUGCAUCUGGGUGGGCCCCCGGCUGCCGAGGUUGUCGGCGUCGAUGAAAUCAAUCCCGCCGUCCUACCGCUACCGACAUCAUCCUCAUCAGAAAACAGCUUCAGCCUCGGAGUUGAUAGCAGCGUUGGACUGUCGCCAAGCCUGGAUGAACUCGACAUAGAAAUGGCGGCCCCACGAGACGUAAAGCGCGCUCAUGCGUCAGCCUCUGGCUCGGACGGCGGCCCCGAUCGCCGUGCCGAGUUACAGAGGCCCAAGAAACCUCGGCCUUCUUCGAGAGGGUCGAAGAAGUGACGCGUGGACUGCUUAACCCCUGGACUUGUUCCCGGGGCGCCGACUUGAACAACACGACCAGGUCAGUUUGGUGAUACAUCUAAUUAAUUAUGGCUGACAUCUUGAAGAUUAUUUCAUUAAAUGCACAAGGGUUCUGAAGUCCUGUAAAACAAGCCGAAAUUAUCAGCGUGGCCCGCGCAGAACAGUGUGACAUACUGUGUUUACAAGAAACAAAUUUUUUCACCAUUGGACAUGUCCUUACUUUCAAACGCACUUUUAACCUAGACUGUUUCUUCUCCUUCGCUACAUCACGAUCUAGCGGAGUUGGUUUUAUUAUUUUCAACAGAGCUCUCUUGCGAGAUCA